Messenger RNA from Octopus sinensis (East Asian common octopus), 3540 nucleotides. RefSeq lists its product as uncharacterized. Gene Ontology annotation, cellular component: plasma membrane. The transcript is spliced from 13 exons. Bases 1938 to 3362 code for a protein of 474 amino acids. NCBI's taxonomy places the organism in Eukaryota, Metazoa, Mollusca, Cephalopoda, Octopoda, Octopodidae. The record is from RefSeq and is a predicted model, not a curated record. Gene Ontology annotation, biological process: proton transmembrane transport. Gene Ontology annotation, molecular function: voltage-gated proton channel activity.
AUAUAUGCACUUAUACACAUAAAUUAAAACAAACACACAAGAAAAGGGCAAGAACACAUACAUACAGACGCACAAAAAAUUACACCCACGCAGAAAAGACAUAAGUAUUCAAAAUUAGAUCAAAAAUAUCAUGCCCAUUCAGUUAACCUCACCAUGUUCAAGCAUAUUAAAAAAUAUAUACACAUUCCUCACACACACAUGUACAUAUAUAAAUACAUAGGAACACUCAUAUAUUUGUACAUACUUAUUAUCAUAUAUCCGUAUACAUUUAUAAACGCAUGCUCUGUAUAACAUAUCACCUAUGAAACAUUAAAAUAAGCCACACACUAACCACAUUGCGACCUUUGUGUGGCUUCAUCGAUUUCAUAACACCCAACAUACAUAUUGAAAAAAACUUUGGUGAUUCUCCUUAUGAAUGUGUGCGCGCAUUCCGUGCGUGACGUGUGUGCGUGUAGAGCGUGUAAGGAUUGUACGUAGGAUUGUAUGUAUUUGUUUGCACGGUUGCGUAUCCAUUUGCGUAUACAGUACGGGUCUAUGCCGGGACGUCUGUGAUAUCUGUAUGCACGAGCAACGAAAAUGUGCGCGCGUGUGUAUGCGACGGUGUUCUUACGCCAAGUCACUUAAAUUUGGAAAUUUUACAAAGGAAUCAUUCCCAGGCUUUUCACCACCACCGGAUCUUGGUUGAUUAAAAAAAAAGAAAAAAUUCUAUUGAGCCGCAACUAGCGGCACCUUUGUGGAUUACCUUUGAUGUUUUUACCUUGAAGAGGGUGAAAAGCCUCUAUGAAACGGGUUACCUUUAUUUCAAGGACUACAUUCGGAUUCUAAUCCCGGUAACAGCAAAGGAAUAUCAAGUGAAAAGAAAACGAAACACAAAUCACCACCACAAAGAAGUUCAAUAUCAGUGCAAACCAAAGCAAUACCAAUAUCAAACGAACCAAGCUAGAUUAAAGUCAAUCAAAACAAACCAGAUAUAUUUGACAAAAUUUCUGUAUAAGGAUACUUUACUGUUAGCGGCUUUGAUGUCUUCCCUCAGUGGAUAUUACGGGAUUUUCAGCGCUUAUCCUUAUAUGGAAGCAGACAUAUGCAGAGACUUCGUACUGGAAAUACAUGGGCACUGUAAAGAAAAAAUCACCUGGAUUCGACAUCAAAUACAACAAAUAGAUAUACUUCGGAAUUUCCAUACUCAUUCCGGAAUAAGACUUCAUCCAGUAUAUUUACAAAACACAAACCACACAAUUCCAUGACACGUACUAGAUGCACAAGAGCUCUCUUAAAUCUAAAUUUCUUCCUUCUAAUAUCACUUCUACUUAAACACCUUAAACUAGGUUCAUAGAAAUUAUUGUGGUUGUUAAUGUUGUAGUUAUAAAUGUUUAUACUCUAUUAUAUUAAUUUUUCUUCGCCCGAUUCCAGAAGGCAACAAUUCAAAUUUCAUCUAAGUAACGUAGUACCAAGUCACUUACAAGUUGCCCUUUCCUCUUGAAAUAAAUAGUCAACGAACGAAGUUUAUUAACCAUCAAGAUAUCAUCCAUCAAGCUAAGAACAAACCAAUUAGCCUAUGAAUGUUUUGAGACAACCAAGAAGCCUACCAGUCAAGAAAUUAACUAACCAACAAAUCAACCAAUAAACCAACCAAUCAACUAACUAACUAAUCAAUCAACCAACCAAUCAACCAAUCAACCAAUCAACUAACCAACCAACCAACCAACCAACCAACCAACCAACCAGCCAACCAAGAAUCCAUCAAUCGAGGAACCAAGUUUACCCUUCUACUUACUUAGCUUUCCACCAACCUGCCUACUUACCUACUCUCCCCACUAAUGGCCAGUUUAUCUUAACGCUAUCUCCUUCAUAUAAUCUCCACCAAAAGCUAUCGUAAAACGAAGUACACAGAAAACUCUAAGCAAAAUUAAUACUACUCUUAUAUCAACUUACCCGCAAUGUCCUCUCCCAUCCCGCCUGGUGAUAGGAAGAAUAGUGCCAUCAGGGUAAGUGCAAUAAGGGCGUUGGUAGCUGAGACUUUGAUAUUAGCGAAAACCCAUGGCUACGCGGAUAAGAUUGAAAAUGAGUUGGAAGAAGAAUUGCGUCGUGACAGUAAGGGGCCCCCAAAAGAAAUUUCGGCGAGAUUACGUCGAAAAGGAGAGAUGUUUUUCCAUAGCCGCUUUGUGAUUUUAACCGUUGUUAUUUUGUGCGUUCUUGACUGCGCCUUGGUCCUGGGAGAACUUAUUUUGGACUUGCACAGUGUUAGAGACACGCUGCAAGAAACAGAAAAACUUAGUGAUUCAUUUAUAAAUAAACUCAGGAAAAAAUACCCAGCAGACAUGGAAGGCAUGCAGGAGCACUUGAUCUAUGUUUAUGAAAAAGUUCUAGACUCCGUAAUGACGUGGCCCAAGAAUAGCUCGGUGCCCAACACAACCCGUCCAAUACACCGCUCGCGACGUGCAGCCGACGUCGACCCUAUAAUGGAAAAGUGGAAUGUUCAUGUGCGGUUACCCGGCUCUCAUACGCUCGAAGAAGAGAUAGGGCACGCCUUCCAUUUGGCCAGUAUCUCCAUACUUGCAGUCUUAGUCGCUGGUACGUUAUUAAAAAUGAUAUGUUUCGGCACAAGAUUUUUUAAAGGAAAAUUGGAGGUAUUUGAUGCCGCUAUCCUGAUAGUUUCCUUCAUUGUAGAUCUUAUAUUCGUAAAUGGCCUUCCAAGAUAUAAGAUAGAGGAGUUUGUCUUCAUUCUAGCCUUCCUGUUACCCUGGAGAGUUAUUCGUGUAGUGAACAGUCUUGUAGUAGCUGUCAAAGAUCACGAACACUUUCGCCUCAAACUAGUGUACAGUCGUAAAAAGAAAAUUUUAGCCGUAUUAAAACAAAAAGAAUUAAAAUUAGAUUUAUUCCAAACUCAAAUUGAUAGUUUACGAAAAUUAUGUGUAUCACAUGGAAUAACUGACAGUCAAAUUAACCAGUGCCUCUAUCAAGAAGAACCUAAAGUCAAGUCUAUAAACAAGGGAUUGGUUCCUGCGAUACAAAGUACUCUCAGUGGAAAAUUUCAAAAAAAGAAAAAAGAAAAAAAAGAAGGAGAAGUUGCGAGUUUAGCUGCCGGAUUUUCUACAUGCUAUUUGCCAAUUCUGGCCACAACUCAAGUUGGAGUUGAACCGAAAAGCAGCAAGAAAACUCGCUUGAAGGCGUUCAGCAGUUCCUUAGAUACACCGAAUAGCCGGAAAGCAUCCAAAGAGUCAGUUUCGACAUUGAUUCGGGAAAACCACAAGCCUCAACCCGACGUACAGGUCGGAAUUGAAGAGGACCAGAAGAGCCCGGAUAGUGUGAUUUGUAAUGAUCUUGAGGACAUUGAAAGUAACAGCAGUCAAUCCAGACCAUAAUAUCAGCAAUAUGUUGAUGGCAACGUCUGCUUGUGCGCAAUCAAAAAACACGCUAAACUAGUGAAACUAGUGCAAGCAAUAGAGACUAAAAUAAUAUUCGCCCUGUUCUGCUGAGCACUAGUUAUUACUUUUUAUAUUUUUUUCAUUCAUUGUUUUUUUUAUAUAUAAAUGUAUAUUA